UCAAAUGAACAUUGCUUCUUCUUGUGGGUUUUUGGCUAGUAACUCAAAGGCACCAGUCACUGUGUCGACUACUUCGACUACUGGGGGGAAAGGAACGAAAGUCACCGUUUCCUCAGCUCAACCAUCUGCUCCAAAGUCAAUCUUCCCCAUGUCUCAGCGUACUUCUGAUUCUGAUGGGUUUCUCAUCAUCGGCUGCUUGACAAGAGGUUUCUCACCUGCGGACUCGCUUACAAUCAAAUGGAAGGAUGCUGCUGACAAAGAGUUGAGUGAUUUCGUGCAGUAUCCGACGUUCGGACCGGAUGGAGACUACACCAAAAUCAGCCAUAUGCGCGUGAAAAAAAGCGAUUGGGAUCCUCAGAAACCUUACAAAUGCGAAGCUUCAAAUUCUCAAGGCACAAAAAAUGUUAAUAUUAUUCUACGAUCUAAAUUGUCACUAAACCUGAAGCCACCAAAAGAGAAAGAACUGUUUCUCCAUAAUAAAAUUGUCUUGCAAGCUGUUGUUUCUGGAGAUGUAAAAAAGACAGUGCAAGAUGCUUCAGUGUCAUGUAAAGUGAAGGAUGUAAUUUUAACCAGUGGAAAUAUCACACCAGGGAAUGUUGAUUUUUCUACUGAUGCUUCACAACUUAUAAGGAUCCACAAUGUCAUAAUUGAUACAAAGAAAUGGUUUGAUGGUGAAAUGGUCACCUGCACCAUCCGUGACACAAGUAAUAACAGAGACGUCAAGCAGGAGAUCCAUUUUAAAAAAGGAGAUGGACAGAAACCAAGUGUUUUUAUUCACAAACCUGAUCUUAUCGACAAUGAUCGUGUGUCCCUGGUGUGUGAGGUUACUAGCUCUGAACUCGGCGACGUCUAUAUCAUGUGGAAAGUGGGUGAUGAGCCUUACAUAGAGGGAACAACCAGUGCUCCCAUUCAUCAAAAUAACUACACGUCUGUUCUCAGUUUACUAAAAAUGUCAAAAGAAAAGUAUGAACGUCUCAAAGCCACCAUCACCUGCGCAGUCAAACAUGCCAACAUGGACCAUACAGGAUCUCCAUUAGAAGUUUCAACAAGCCAAAUUACACUGACACUGAAGCCACCAAAAGAAAAAGAACUGUUUCUCCAUAAUAAAGUUGUCUUGCAAGCUGUUGUUUCUGGAGAUGUAAAAAAGACAGUGCAAGAUGCUUCAGUGUCAUGUAAAGUGAAGGAUGUAACCGUAACCAGUGGAAAUAUCACACCAGGCAAUGUUGAUUCUUCUACUGAGGUUUCACAAUUUAACAGAGUUCACAAUGUCAUAAUUGAUACAAACAAAUGGUUUGAUGGUGAAAUGGUCACCUGCACCAUCCGUGACACAAAUAAUAACAGAGACGUCAAGCAGGAGAUCCAUUUUAAAAAAGGAGAUGGACAGAAACCGAGUGUUUUUAUUCACAAACCUGAUCUUAUCGACAAAGAUCGUGUGUCCCUGGUGUGUGAGGUUACUAGCUCUGAACUCGGUGACGUCUAUAUCAUGUGGAAAGUGGGUGAUAAGACUUACAUAGAGGGCACAACCAGUGCUCCCAUCCAUCAAAAUAACUACACGUCUGUUCUCAGUUUACUAACAAUGUCAAAAGAAAAGUAUGAAAAAGACACCAUCACCUGUGCAGUCAAACAUGCCAACAUGGACCAUACAGGAUCUCCAUUACAAGCUUUAACAAGCCAAACUACAUUUACACUGACACUCAAAUCACCCAAUGAGAGAGAACUGUUUGUCAAUAAUGCAGUUGUCUUGGAAGCUGUUGUUUCUGGAGAUGCACAAAAAACUGUGAAAGAAGCUUCUGUGUCAUGUAAAGUAAAGAAUGUUCCUGUAAACAGUGAAAAUAUCACACCAGGAGAUAUUGUCUUCUCUACCAACACUUCACUGUUUAUAAAAAUUCACAAUGUUAUCAUUGACACAAAGAAAUGGUUUGAUGGUGAAAUGGUCACCUGCACCAUCCGUGACACAAAUAAUAACAGAGACAUCAAGCAGGAGAUCCAUUUUGAUAAAGGAGAUGGAAAGGAACCCAAUGUUACCAUUUACAAACCUGAUAGUAUCAAAGAUCCUGUCUCUCAUGUGUGUGAAGUCACCAGUCCUAAACUCGGUGAUGUCUAUAUAAUGUGGAAAGUGGAUGAAGAGCCUUACACAGAGGGCAGAACCAGUGCUCGCAUCUAUCAAGAGAAGUCCUUUUCUGUUCUCAGCAUCCUAACAAUGACAAAACAAGAGCCUGAAGAUCACAAAACCAUCACCUGCGCAGUCAAACAUGCCAACAUGAAUAAUAUAGAAUCUCCAUUACAAGUAUCAACAAGCCCAAAUGAGCCACCUGAGCCAGAGAAUGGUUUUGCUCUGCACUGCAAUAAAGAUGUUCUGGAGGACGAUGAGUUCAGAAGUCUCUGGUCCACUGCCACCUCAUUCAUCUUCCUCUUCCUCUUUUCUCUGACCUACAGCGCUGUACUCAGCUUCUUCAAGGUGAAGCACUGAUGGUUUGUUAAAAGAACUGGUGAAGACUCCAAGGUUUUUAAUUUGUUUUGUAAAUGUAAUUAAAUGUUAAUCUAAUCUAUUUUGAAAUCAAAAAGGAAAAUAACCAUCUCUGUAUCUUUUGCUCUGUUUCUGUCUUUCUGUAAGCUUGUUUAAAAACAUAUAGACUUACUGAGAUGUUGAAACUACAUAAUUUACCUCUGUACACACAGAUGUAUAUGUACUGAGUGUUUACAUAUAUUAAUAAAGUCUUAUG
Molecule: messenger RNA, 2723 nt
Organism: Labeo rohita (rohu)
Lineage: Eukaryota; Metazoa; Chordata; Actinopteri; Cypriniformes; Cyprinidae
Exons: 10
Coding region: 5-2470 (821 amino acids)
Source: RefSeq, a predicted model, not a curated record